AUGAACCUGCACAGCCCCACCGUAGCAUUCACAACGCCAUCCAACUACGCAUCAAGAAUCUCAAAACUCCUCACACACAACGCCUACAACACCCUAUGGUGCCCCACACUACUCAUUCAACCCACCCCUUUCACUCUCACCCCUUACCUUUCCCCUCACUCCCUCGACCCCUUCUCCGCCAUCGCCUUCACCUCCCGAGCCGCAAUCCAAGCCUUCCUCCAAGCCACCACCCCUCUCUCCCAACCUCCGCUCCCCCCCUCUGGUCCCAUCUUCACCCUCGCCGCCCUCGGCAAAGAUUCCCAACUUCUCCACCAUGAAUUCAUUUCCAAAAUUUGCAGUAAUUCCGAGCGAGUUAGGGUUCUGGUUCCGCCCACCGCCACGCCCAGUGCCUUGGCGGCGGCGCUCGGGGCCGGUGGCGGCCGGAGGGUGCUUUGUCCGGUUCCGCUCGUCGUGGGACUGGAGGAGCCGCCGGUGGUGCCCGAUUUUCUCCGGGAGCUUCGGGCCGUUGGAUGGGCUCCGGUUCGGGUCGAGGCAUACGAGACGAGGUGGGCCGGGCCCAGGUGUGCUGAGGGGAUUGUGAGUGCGAGUGAGGAGCGAGGAUUGGAUGCGGUGGUGUUCACCAGUAGCGCUGAGGUGGAGGGGUUGCUUAAGAGCCUGAGGGAAUUUGGGCUGGGCUUUGGGGACUUAAGGAAGAGGUGUCCCAGAUUGGUGGUGGCGGCCCAUGGGCCCGUCACUGCGGCUGGGGCAAAGAGGCUUGGAGUGGAGGUUGAUGUUGUUAGUUCCAAGUUUGAUAGUUUUGAUGGAGUUGUGGAUGUUCUUAAUGUCACAUUGCCAAGAUUUAGAGAUUAA
Messenger RNA from Abrus precatorius (Indian licorice), 849 nucleotides. RefSeq lists its product as uncharacterized. The record is from RefSeq and is a predicted model, not a curated record. The transcript has a single exon. NCBI's taxonomy places the organism in Eukaryota, Viridiplantae, Streptophyta, Magnoliopsida, Fabales, Fabaceae. The coding region runs from base 1 to 849 and encodes 282 amino acids. Gene Ontology annotation, biological process: tetrapyrrole biosynthetic process. Gene Ontology annotation, molecular function: uroporphyrinogen-III synthase activity.